CCAAAGGCCACUCUGACAGCUGAUACCCCUCCUCUUCCCCCUCUACUCAGCGGCGACGCCUGCACCCUGCGUCUCUCGUGUUCAUCGACGGAAGCUUUCUUCUUGGUUACAUUUACUUUGUGGGGUCCUUCUUUUCAUCAACUGGGGUUUUUUUCUUCUUUUUCUUUUCUUCUGUUCUCAGGACCUUUUCUUCUCUUUCUUUUUUUAAGCAAGAAGCAAAAAUCUCAACAACGAGCUCCUAUAGCUGAGUGGGCAGCGGAAUUCGUCAUUAGAUUGGUACACUUUUUCACACUAUACACUCAGUGACGCCUUGACACUCUCCUGCUCGACAUCGGAAUAUCUCCCCGGUCAACCUACUCGAGCUCGAUCACGACUAGCGCGGAAACCUCAGAUCUGCCAACCCUCGGUUCCCGCAAACAUGGCUGACAGACUUCUCCAAGAUGUCUAUCGUAAGAUAGAGAGGGAGAAGGUCCUCAUAAACGGUGCUCGGGCUAUGCGUCAAUCUACCGACAACGCUGCUGUCCAGCAGAGGCUGGACAAUCAGAUACGGGAAUCGCAGCGAAACCUGAGUUAUCUGGAGGGGCGGUACAGUGAAUUACAGAAUAUGGUGAUAACUAAUGGAGUGGAUAAUAUACUCAUUGGUGACGGAGCGUAUGGAGGAAGAUAUCAAAAACCACAAAUGCUGCCUCCCAAUAAGCCGUUUGCCAAGGGCACUGGGGGAUCUGCGCCAAAGACGAAGCCCAAUUACUCUAAACUUGAUUUAAUCAAAUACGAUACCCCACAUCUUGGUCCGAGAAUUCAGUUGAUGUUGUCGCAGCUCGAAUUCAAGCUCAGUGUUGAAAAACAGUACAAGGAAGGUAUCGAGAAGAUGAUCAAACUGUAUCAGAUGGAGGGGGAUCGCAAGAGUAGACAAGACGCAGAGAGCAAACAUACAGACAGUGGGCAAAAAAUCCAGUUGUUGAAACAGGCUCUGAAGAGAUAUGAGGAUCUUCAUGUCGAUAUGGACUUUGGGGAUGAGGCAGACGAUGACAGCAUAAACUCUCCUAAUAUUCGACGCCCGUUGACCGGCCGCCUUACUAUUCGCGUUUUGGCGGUAAAAGAUGUAGACCAUGCCACCACAUCGCGCUUCGCUCGGGGCCCGGAAACAUAUGUUGUUAUCAAGGUGGAGGAUGUUGCCCGGGUUCGCACUAAGUCCACUAGGAACGACAAGUGGUUAGAUGAAGCUCACGAUAUCGACGUUGAUAAAGCCAACGAGAUUGAAAUGACUGUCUACGACAAACCUGGGGACAGCCAUAUGCCAAUAGGUUUAUUGUGGAUAAGAAUUUCUGAUAUUGCUGAAGAGCUAAGAAAGAAGAAGAUUGAGCAGGAGAUCUCGAGCUCUGGCUGGGUGAGUGCGGACAAAAUGGCACAUAGUGGGGGUGGCCGACCUGGCGAGGGUGCCUACAACUACAACCAGGGAUUCGGUGGCCCGGCUGCUGCUGGGGGAGGCAAUGCUGGGAUGUACGUCAAUAAUAGCGGACAAGCACAAGCACAGAGUGGAUCUGCGGGUAUCGAUGCGUGGUUUGCUCUGGAGCCAGUUGGGCAGAUUCACCUCAACCUCAAUUUUGUCAAAUAUAACAGGAAUAAGCGUCCGAUCGAUCUUGGACUAGGUCGUAAGGGAGCUGUUCGUGCUCGCAAAGAAGAGGUGCAUGAGAUGUAUGGCCAUAAAUUCGUGCAGCAACAGUUCUACAACAUCAUGCGUUGUGCCCUUUGUAGCGACUUCCUCAAGUAUUCCGCCGGGAUGCAGUGUUCAGACUGCAAGUAUACUUGCCAUAAGAAGUGUUACCCAAAGGUGGUCACGAAGUGUAUUUCAAAAUCAAACGCCGAAACAGAUCCCGAGGAGGAGAAGCUCAACCAUCGUAUCCCGCACAGGUUCGAACCAAUGACCAAUAUGGGGGCAAACUGGUGUUGCCACUGCGGUUACAUGCUGCCGGUUGGCAAGAAGAAUGCGAGGAAGUGUACAGAAUGCGGCCUUACUUGUCACUCGCAAUGUGCCCAUUUGGUUCCUGACUUCUGUGGAAUGUCUAUGGAGGUUGCCAAUCAGAUCCUGGGGGAGAUAAAGAAAACAAAAAGGCAGAGACCGAGUAUGGCAGAUCGGAACCUGAGAACUAAUAUCCCACCGGCUCCUUCAUCGCCUUUGUCGGGACGGCCUACUAGUGACCCUUACGUAUCUCAUCUGGACCCCCGGAACUCCCCUACGAAGAUUGGAUUGGAUCAUUUCAAUUUCCUUGCGGUUCUUGGAAAAGGCAAUUUUGGGAAAGUCAUGUUGGCGGAGACAAAGGCUUCUAAGAAGCUGUAUGCUAUUAAGGUUCUAAAGAAGGAGUUCAUCAUUGAGAAUGAUGAAGUUGAGAGUACGAGGUCGGAAAAGCGGGUGUUCUUGAUUGCCAACAAGGAGCGCCAUCCCUUCCUACUGAACCUCCACGCUUGUUUCCAAACGGAGACUCGUGUUUACUUUGUCAUGGAGUAUAUUAGCGGAGGGGAUUUGAUGUUGCACAUUCAGAGGGGCCCUUUCGGAUCUAGGAGAGCGCAGUUUUAUGCUGCCGAGGUUUGCUUGGCAUUGAAGUACUUCCACGAGAACGGAGUGAUCUAUCGUGAUUUAAAGCUCGAUAAUAUUCUACUCACACUUGAUGGGCAUAUUAAGAUCGCCGAUUAUGGUCUUUGCAAGGAGGAGAUGUGGUAUGGAUCUGCUACAAGCACCUUCUGUGGUACUCCUGAAUUUAUGGCGCCGGAGAUUCUUAUGGAUAAACGCUAUGGCCGUGCUGUUGACUGGUGGGCGUUUGGUGUGUUGAUUUACCAGAUGCUUCUCCAACAAUCCCCCUUCCGUGGGGAAGACGAAGAUGAAAUUUAUGAUGCUAUUCUUGCUGAUGAGGCCUUGUACCCUAUUCACAUGCCUCGCGAUUCGGUAUCUAUUUUACAAAAGCUUCUGACGAAGGAGCCUGAGUUGCGUCUUGGGUCUGGGCCUACGGAUGCGCAAGAGAUUAUGUCCCACCCAUUCUUUGCCAAUAUCAAUUGGGAGGACAUUUAUCACAAACGCAUCCCACCUCCUUUUAAGCCGUCAAUUCAAUCUGCCACAGAUACUUCCAAUUUUGACCAGGAGUUUACCAGCGUCACCCCUGUGCUCACUCCCGUGCAGUCAGUGCUCACCCAAGCCAUGCAAGAGGAAUUCCGCGGCUUCUCCUAUGUGCAAGAUUUCUCUUAAUAGUAGUUUUCCAAAAGACGUUCGUUCUCAUAAGAGGACUCAGACCCCUCCCCCCCAUUUCUAUACAAAGACAGAAACCCAUUAUGUUAUUUUUUGCUCAAAUGUCUUUCUUUUUUUUCCCCUUCCUCCUAUUUUUUGCUUCUUCCGCCAGGCGUUAUUUUUCGUGUAUCAGGAAAGUCCCUGAACUGUCCUCUCCUCCUGAGGAAUACGGUUGUUGUGACAACUUAAAAUCCUGUUGAGGGAGCUGGAAGACGUUUAUUAUGUAGCUGGUGGGGGUAAAGUUGAAAUUGAAAUAAGUUGCGACGAAGCGGGAGGGUGUAUUUCAUGGGUGAAUGGAAAAUGGCAUGAGUGAUG
Messenger RNA from Tuber melanosporum (Perigord truffle), 3592 nucleotides. RefSeq lists its product as uncharacterized. Gene Ontology annotation, molecular function: diacylglycerol-dependent serine/threonine kinase activity; ATP binding. The transcript is spliced from 11 exons. The record is from RefSeq and is a predicted model, not a curated record. NCBI's taxonomy places the organism in Eukaryota, Fungi, Ascomycota, Pezizomycetes, Pezizales, Tuberaceae. The coding region runs from base 419 to 3238 and encodes 939 amino acids. Gene Ontology annotation, biological process: signal transduction; fungal-type cell wall biogenesis; protein phosphorylation.